Messenger RNA from Phialemonium atrogriseum, 1240 nucleotides. RefSeq names its product alpha-ketoglutarate-dependent sulfonate dioxygenase. The transcript has 3 exons. Gene Ontology annotation, molecular function: 2-oxoglutarate-dependent dioxygenase activity. Bases 1 to 1125 code for a protein of 374 amino acids. The record is from RefSeq and is a predicted model, not a curated record. Gene Ontology annotation, cellular component: cytoplasm. Lineage: Eukaryota; Fungi; Ascomycota; Sordariomycetes; Cephalothecales; Cephalothecaceae.
AUGGCCCACCUUGAAGCCCGCAAGCACAUCUCCCCCGACUCCGGGUUCCCCGUCACCAUCCACCCGGCCUUCAACCCCAAGAUCCGCGCCCACGUCCCGCCGGAGCCGCCCCGCGCGCAGAUCGACCCCAGCCCCGACCGGGCGAGCUUCGCGGACCCGGAGAAGAAGGCGCUCCUCUCGGCUGCGCGGCGCGUCGACCUGACCGAGUCGAUCGGCACCGUGCUCGAGGACGUGCAGCUCUCGGCGCUAUCCCCGACCCAACUAGACGAGCUGGCCCUUCUCGUGGCCGAGCGUGGCGUCGUCUUCUUCCGCGACCAGGACCUCACGACGGCGGGCCAGGAGCGGCUGUUCGAGCACUACGGCGUGCUGGACCGGCACCCUGCGCAGAAGGACGCGCGCCACGUGGUGAUCCGCGGCAGCCGCGAGGACCACCGCGAGAUCCUCAGCUACACGCCCUGGCCGUCGGGCGACUUCCACGCCGACACGUCGUUCGAGACCAACCCGCCGUCGUACUCGCUGCUGCGCAUGGAGGAGCACCCGCCCGUCGGCGGCGACACCGCCUGGGUGUCGCAGUACGGCUUGUACGACGCCCUCAGCGCCGCCAUGCGCCGCUUCGCCGACGGCCUGCAUGCUGUGCACACGUCGCGCCUGCAGUACGACACCAUCAUCGAUCUGUGGGGGGUCGGCCCGAACAGGGAGCCCGUCGACUCCCACCACCCGGCCGUCAGGACGCACCCGGUCACGGGUCUGAAGGCGCUUAACGUCAACCCGGGAUUCGUCACGGGCUUCGCCGAGCUGAAGAAGUACGAGUCCGAUAAGCUGCUCGAGUUCUUCGCCUACCACAUCCAUUCUGCGGAUGAUCAUGCUGUGCGGUGGAAGUGGGCUGUGGGUAGCGUCGCGAUGUGGGACAACAGAUGCACUCUGCAUCGUGUUAUUCCGGGAUCAUAUGACGCACCCCGGCGGGGGAUUAGGACGACCGUCUUUGGCGAGAAACCAUAUUUUGAUCCGAAGAGCGAGAGUCGUCUCGAGAGGGAACAGAGGCUGAAAGCAAAACAGGAGACGGUGAAUGGAAACGGUGUCGAAGAAAAGGCAAAGGAGACGCCGGAAAUCGACACCCCAGCGUAGGAGGCAGCCAUCCUUGGCUAGGGGGGGUGAGAUGUCAUAUUUUCUCUCGGGAGAAACUCACAUUUUGUAAUCCAUAAACUACGACCUCUAUUCCACCUCCUUAGGCAGAUACAAC